AUUCUCAUGAGUAAAUUUGCAGGGGAAUCAUAAAGAAGAAUAGACUCUGUUUACAAAGCUGAAGAAGCAACUGGUAGCAAAAAUUGCAUCUUUUCCUAAGGUAAGCUUAAAGUCACAAAAAAGACUUAAUCUGUAGAGUUAAAAAAACUUGCAUAUUUCUUGCAAGCUUAUAAAUACCAAAUACCGUGUUUAGUCGGGAUUUCAGGGAGUUGCAGGAUCCUAGACUCUAAAAGAGGAGAUCAUCUUUUAAUUACCACCCUGAAAGAGAAAGGAGACUCAAGAAUGGAAGGGCAACUCCUGUGUUGUAGGGAUGUGCAAGAGCCAUUCUGCGGCAGUAGGUAUUCAGAAGCAAAGCCAAAGUGUUCCUGAAAUGACAAAGAAUUGGGUGACUUUCAGGAAUGCAGGCUCUGUGAAGUUAGUGCUCAGAGUCAGUGAUAUGCUUGUUCUGAGUGUAUGCAUGUUCUGAGUUUUUUGAAGGGAAAGGGACAGUGGUGGUGGUGGAUUAAUCACUUACGCUGUGUUACACCUUUCCACUUUAAACAGUAGCUUAUGAUUAUUUAGCCCACAUUUGCUUUCAGGUAAAACCAAGAUAAGUCAGCAAAUAUUUGCUUUUUCUGAGAAUAAUGUUCCUACCAGCAUUACAGUUUUAGGGAGCAGUUCUAUAAUGUUUACGGUUUCCACUGCUUGGAGAUUUCUGUAUGUUUAUUCCUGGAUUAGACUCAAAGUAAGCUGAUUUUGUCAAGCCACCCAUUUCAUCUGGCGAUUUUAGUAUUGUGUUGUUGCAGCUGACUUGCAUGCAUAAGGAAUUACUGCAGUUAACAGCUCAUAGGAAUGUUUUGGUUAUGAAUACACUUUCAGCAUGUCUCCAAUGAAGACUAUGUCAGAGAGUCACAAUGACCUUGCACAAUAGCAGUACAACCUUGCCUUUGUUUCCAAACAUCAGCACCUCCUGGAUACACAGCCCAUCAGAAGCAGGGCUACCCCCAGGGACAGUCACUCAUUUCGGCAGCUACAACAUUUCACAAGCAGCUGGGAAUUUCUCCUCCUUAAAUGGUACCACCAGUGACCCGCUAGGAGGUCAUACCAUCUGGCAAGUGGUCUUUAUCGCAUUCUUAACGGGCUUCUUGGCCCUGGUGACCAUCAUCGGCAACAUCUUAGUCAUAGUGUCAUUUAAGGUCAACAAACAGCUGAAGACAGUCAACAACUACUUCCUCCUAAGCCUGGCCUGUGCCGAUCUGAUCAUCGGGGUCAUUUCCAUGAAUCUGUUUACUACCUACAUCAUCAUGAACAGAUGGGCUUUGGGGAACUUGGCCUGUGACCUCUGGCUUUCCAUUGAUUAUGUGGCCAGCAAUGCCUCUGUCAUGAACCUUCUGGUCAUUAGCUUUGACAGGUACUUUUCCAUCACAAGGCCACUCACCUAUCGAGCCAAAAGAACAACAAAGAGAGCUGGUGUGAUGAUUGGUCUGGCUUGGGUCAUCUCUUUUGUCCUUUGGGCUCCUGCCAUCUUGUUCUGGCAGUAUUUUGUGGGGAAGCGAACUGUGCCUCCUGGGGAGUGCUUCAUUCAGUUCCUCAGUGAGCCCACCAUCACCUUUGGCACGGCCAUUGCUGCCUUUUAUAUGCCUGUCACCAUUAUGACUAUUUUGUACUGGAGAAUCUAUAAGGAAACUGAAAAACGUACCAAAGAGCUCGCUGGCCUGCAGGCCUCUGGGACAGAAGCAGAGACAGAAAACUUUGUCCAUCCCACAGGCAGUUCUCGAAGCUGCAGCAGCUAUGAACUACAGCAGCAAAGCCUGAAGCACUCAUCCAGGAGAAAAUACAGCCGCUGCCACUUCUGGUUUGCAACCAAGAGCUGGAAGCCCAACGCUGAGCAGAUGGACCAAGACCACAGCAGUAGUGACAGCUGGAACAACAAUGAUGCUGCUGCCUCCCUGGAAAACUCUGCCUCCUCCGAUGAGGAGGACAUUGGCUCAGAGACAAGAGCUAUCUACUCUAUUGUGCUCAAGCUUCCAGGACACAGCACCAUCCUCAACUCCACCAAACUGCCCUCCUCUGACAACCUGCAAGUACCUGAGGAGGACUUGGAGCCAAUGGACAUGGAGAGAAAUGCCAGUAAGCCUCAGACCCAAAAAAGUAUGGAUGACGGCGGCAGUUUUCAAAAAAGCUUCUCCAAUCUUCCCAUCCAGUUGGAGUCCACCAUGGACACAGCCAAGACUUCUGAUGCCAACUCCUCAGUGAGUAAGACCAUGGCCACUCUACCUCUGUCUUUCAAGGAAGCCACACUGGCCAAGAGGUUUGCUCUGAAGACCAGAAGUCAGAUCACAAAGCGGAAGAGGAUGUCCCUCAUCAAGGAAAAGAAGGCAGCGCAGACCCUCAGCGCCAUCUUACUUGCCUUCAUCAUUACGUGGACCCCCUACAACAUCAUGGUUCUGGUGAAUACGUUUUGUGACAGCUGCAUACCCAAAACCUAUUGGAAUCUGGGCUACUGGCUGUGCUACAUCAACAGCACCGUGAACCCCGUGUGCUAUGCCCUGUGCAACAAAACCUUCAGAAACACCUUCAAGAUGCUACUGCUGUGCCAGUGUGAUAAGAGGAAGAGACGUAAGCAGCAGUACCAGCAGAGACAGUCGGUCAUUUUCCACAAGCGCGUGCCAGAGCAGGCCUUGUAGAAGGAGGUUUGAUCCAUAGUAGAGACAAAACGCACACAUCAACCCACAGACCUUAGGAGAAAUAAGGUGAGGGUGGGGGUCAUUCCUGGUGGUGAUAAAAAAAAUUUUUAUCAUCCACAUGUGGAAGAAGCUGCCUGUUUACUGACCCACUGAAUAAACUGAUUUUAACAUAAAAAGUCAAAUACCAAGUCAGCAAAAAAAAAAAAAAAAAAAAAAAAAAGCCUACUACUGAAUAUAAAGAAAUUUAUUCUGAAACAGACGUCAAUUGUUGUUUUGGUUUUGGUUUUGUUUUUUUCUUAAAGAGGAAAAAAAAUAUUGCUUCACAGCAAAUUGAUUUGCCUGAGUCUUUUAAUUCCCGUUAGUUCUGGAAUCGCAGAUAAGCCUAGCCUGCCUGGUUGUGCUGUUCUUCCCAAGGAUUCCAAGUGCCGACGCAGACCACAUGUGGAACACAGUAGGCUCAUAAAUCUGUGGUUCUGAAAUUAUGCCGUAUGUCGCAAAGCUGAACCUUCUUGUCCCAAUAGAGCUUCCGUCCUCUCUUUGAUGUGUUGUUGAACUUUAUUUGUGGACUUAAUUCCUGAUUCUUGCAAAAUACUGUUUUGUGAGUUGAAGUUUCAUACAAAUAAAAAUGUAUAAGUAUACAUAUAUAUAUAUAUAUAUAUAUCUGUGUGUGUGAGUUGCACACACACAUAGUGUAUAUAGUAUAAUGGGAGGCACUGAACUGGCAAAUUAUUCCUGCAAUAUACGCUUUCAGUACUUUGGUAACUGAAGUUCUCUAGGAUCCUAUACAAUAUAAAAGUGAAAUAAACCCAGUUUAACAUUUUUGACACUGGGUCUGUUUUCCACAAACUACCCUGAAGACUAUUCAGCAGAGAGCAGCCAGGCCAUCCCAGCAGACCUGUGCAGAGCGGAUAGCCUCGAGUCAGUCGGGCAGCAUGGCUCAGCUGCACUCGGGGCGUAAGCAGUCUCCUUUACUGACCUCUCCACCCACAGAGCUAACUUGGGGCCCCUCUGAGCUAAGGAAUGAACCACAUCCACAGGUUUGGAUUUAGUCACCCAAAUCUCAAUGUUUCAAAACAAAAUGUCUGCAACCUAAACUACUUUGACAUCAAUCCUAGUGUCAUGUUUGAAUGUCACACUCAGCAAUAUAUACUGCAAAGCAAAAGAAACACUGGGGUGGGGAGGGGAGGAAGAAAAUGUUGUAUUUACAUUUUUGCUACCUGGCAUCUUCUAUAAGAAACUAGGGCGACCCCUGUUGCUUAGAAGUGGCCAGGCCUUUCUGGCCUUCUGGCCUUUCAUGUGUAACUUUUACCCAGGAAUAGAUGGACUAGGAAGUGACCUGGCCUCCGAAGAAAGAAUUACACUUGGAAAGUAUUGCUUCAAAUUGAUUUCCUUACCUUUUGAAAACUAAGUUUGUAUUAUCCUUUGAAUUGCUCCCAGUGCUCCUUGUUUUCUCCAGGGGAUGGGAGGGGUCCUGCUGCUCUCGCUGUUGUCUCACUGCUGCUGUCAUUGUAGGGUUCCUCCUUUUCCCUUUGCUGGGGCUGUGUGGGGAGUGGGAGGUGGGGUGGGGGGUGGGAAGGCACGGAGCCCUCUUCCCUGCAUCCCGGCAUCUGUGUGGUAGGUAGACCCAGAGCUGGGACCCAAGCUGCUUUUGUAUUCAGUGUGAGGUGGUGUUUACAGACAACUUUGAGCAGUGGACGUGUACUCAGUGGUGUGUGUGUAUCUGAUCUAUUUAAUGUCAUGUUAUGUUUAUAUGAAGAAAUAUUUAUGCAUACUUCACCAAAUGUUUAUUUAAUGUUGAUAAAUAUGACUUCUUCAGUCAUGGUAUCCUUUAAAAGUGAUUCUUUUAAGCUCCAUUUGAGCAGUGAGUCCAUUGAGCUUUCCUGUGAUGAAGAAGAAGAAGAAAAAUGUCAUCUUGUUGGCAUCUGCAAGUGCCUAGCUCUUUCUAGGUAGUAAAAUGUCAACUGUCGCUUCAACAUAAAUGUUUAAAAGCACUCAAAUUAAACCUGAUGGGUUCUGAACAAGGCACCCCCAUCUUUGUGUAUGAAAUCAUAUUACAAAGGGGGAAAGCAAAUUGUAAGAAUUUUAUUUUAAUUUUUGGCCCACAUUCAACCAAAGAACAAGAAAAACCAGAGACUAUUUUCUAAUGUGUAUAGCAAACUACAGAAUGUUAUAUACCCACUUGUGAAAUGUCCAGCAGGUGAUUGCAACUAUAUUGUAUUACUCAAAUUGACCAGGCACUAGUAAAUAUGUGAAUGCUGAUUCAAGUCUCCCAGUAGAUCAGUAAUCCCCAGCCUUACAGGAAAUUUCCACUCUGCCUCUUCUAAAGAGUUGUUCCCUGUUUAAAAAAAAAAUUUUUUUUAAUUAAAUUUAAGAAACAAAGGAACCCUGAGCUUAGAUAAAAUUUAAAGGAUUAAUUAGUAUUCCAUUUAAACAUGAGUAUCUCCUGGUUCUUGUCCAUUUAUGAGAUGGUAAUGAUAGAAAAGGAACAAACCCAAGACUCUAGCUCCCCUUUUUUGCUGCUGGUUUUGUAGUAUUGUUUUUAAAACCUCUUACAGAUGAAAGCUGCUCCUAAUUAUUAAUGGCUGACCCUUGAUACAAAGAUACAGCCAAUUCUCGGGCCCUCUUCAGAAAGGAAAACAAGCAAAAUAGACUUAUUUGAAUAUGAAAUUUAGAAGUUUCACUGAAAACGUAGUGAGUGUUUGCAACAGAACAUUAGUUACACAUGCGUUUCUCAUAGCACUUGUCGUUACAGGAGGUCAGCAUUGACAAAAGAUGAAAACAUCUUGAUCUCCAAUCUUGGAACUGAACUGUUUCAUCCCACAGUCCCACGUGAAUGAGGUUUGCAGUUACAGGAUUAUCUACUUCAAGUGAAAGCAGGAAAUAAAGCAUACCCUGGAGACAUGAAUCUCUCCCCUUCUCCUCACUCCCCUACACUCAUUCAUAUACACCACACACGCACACUCUGUUCACACAUGCACACUCUGUUCUCCAAACCUCAAUGGAUGAACAGAAGUAAGCACCCUUUUCCGUCUUUUUUGACUCUGCUUUCUUUUGCCCAUUUUUUGCCCUGUGGCCUUGAUGAUCUUUCUCCCUCCUGCUUGAAUCACCCUUCGUCUCUCAAACUCAACCUUCACUCUAUAUUGGCUCCAUUUUAUUCGUAUCUCAAUAGCUGAUAGCGCUAGAUUCUAACCAAAAGAAAGCAGACCAAAAGCCACAAGCAUCAGACGCUACCAUGAUUAAAGACCCACAAGGCAUAUGAACACUCCAUCCCACUUCCUGUGCUGCAGAAAGGCAGGUCCUGUGGCUCUGCCAAGAGGGAACAGAUGCUCCAUGCAGAGGGAGAGAGGCAGGAGGGCUGGAUGCUGCUGCAAAACUGGCUGCUUUAGCUCUGUCUUCAGGAAGAAAGAGAGGAUCCCCCAGGCUCUGGCCCAGCAGUGAAACCUGAUGCAGAUGGUAGUGAGACAGAGGAGGAGCCAGGAUCAUCCAGGGUGUCCUGGGCUUAAUUGCAUAGAGAUGACUCUAACACGGGGACAUGUGUCUGCGAGAUGGAAAGUCUAGUCUGGCUCUGGUAACGUGUGAGGACAAGUGGGGGUGUGCAAUAGAGUAAAGAAGCACUGACCUGAGAAUAAGCAGGGCUGACUUCUUGGUCUCUUUUUUGGUCUCCUGUCACCGUUCAGUGCAUGUCCUCAGACAUGUCUGUCUCUUAACCCAGGCUUUCCCCAGGCUCACACUAAACAAUAACACUUAUACACCUCUAAUUGACUGUUUUUUUCUGUUUUUGCAGUACCAAUGAAUGAACCUAGGCCUUUCACACCGAGCUACAUCUCCAGCCCUUUUUACAUUUCUUAUUCUAAGACAGAGUUUCACUAAGUCCCAAAUUUCCUGGGCUGGACUCAGACCUUGAUCCUCCUGCCUCAGCUUCCCAGAGGACUGGGAUUACAGACAUCCACUACCAUGCCUCUCUAACUUACCUUCUGAUAGCCAACAGGCCAAAAUGAAGGAGUAGUCUGACCUUCAGAGCUACCAUAAUGAAUGUACCAUGGAAAAUAUGGUGAAUGCUUGAAAUUCUCAGGUUUCAUUCAUGCAUAGAGUUACUCAGAUUUUUCAACACAACAAACUCUAUCGAGCUCUUGAAAUUUGUUGGUAAAGUAAAACUGGAGUUCUAUUGUUUAAAUGUUCCAGUCUGAAAACUGCACCUGAGCUUGGACAGUCUGAGCUGCUGGGUAGCAGAAGUUUGUUUUGGCUGGGCACAUGUCUGUAAUCCCAGAAUUUAUCAAUUUAGCAAGACACUGUAAGGUUGAGGGUGUAGCUCAGUGUGGAGACUCUGGGUUCAAUCCCCCAUGCCACACACAAAAAGUUUGUUAUGAUUUUGCAGUGGUAUUUCUCACAGUAGGACUGAAGUUUAAUAGUCCUACUCGAGGUGGUUAUCCUAAAAACUAAAAAGCAUUUAAAGUUACAGUUUCUUCAAGCUAAAUCAUCCUACUGCUGCCAUCUCCUCCAAGAGUAUUUUUCUCCACUGCACUGUGCAGCAAACCUGUCUAAACAGGGAUUAAUUCCAGUCAAUAAGAGUCUAAAGAUAGUCUGUCUCCUUUGCCUCUGCACGUCAGGCUCAUGUUCUCUUCUUUUGUGUUUGUGACUUUAAAAUGCUACGUAAGCAAAUACUCCAGACCUGAGAAACAGGUUCUGAGAAUGGUAACCCAGUGCUCAUCAGGACUAGAGAAUUUUUUUUCUGGCUUCAGUGUUGCCAUCUGAGAAAGGAGGUUCAUGUUAAAUAGUAAAGUAAAUAAAGAGGGCAAAGUUCAUAAAAUGGCGAUACUCAGUGUAAGUCUGUAGCAACACAAUUUUUAGUGGACGAGCUUCCGAAUGAGCAGUGCGUGUGCUGUCAGACGUGCAUCACAAUUCAGAGCUUCACACACAGAGGUUCAUAGGGCACUUGGGUGGGUGGAAGUAGACGUCCAAAUGCUUUAGUACAGCAAUAGGCCUGUUGCUCUACUGAAAACUCAAGAGACUCAGCUCAGAGCUCUGACACUACCCUUCGGAAACGGUCCAAGAGCACCCUAAAUAAUGACCCAGAGAUCCCAGGAGACUCACAUCUCAGUUGCACAACAUUCUACAUGAAAAGCUAAUGCAAGAGAUAGAAAAGGUAGCCACACUCUCAGCUGGAAAAAAAAGUAUUUGUAAAAUUUUCCCCAUCCAAAUGAGAACCCAAUAACCCUAUCUUAAACUAAAAAGAUCAUCUCUAGAGUAUAAAAGUUUAUUAUUUUCUUAAAGCCCAAAAUACUUGGCAGCUCUGCAAUUCACACACCAAACUCCAAACUAUUUUCCUCUGAAAUUCUGUGAGUUCCUCAAUAAUGGAAAAUGGAUCUUUCUCAGCUCUCUGUUUCCCUGUGGCUGGGAUACAGCAAGCAUUCAAUAAAUGAUCUGGAAUGCUUAAUGACUUAUUGGUGGAACAAAUGUUCAUCCGAAAGCCGUGCACAUCACUGUUGUGCACUGCUGGUGUAAUCAGGAGUCAUUUGAUUGAGAAGGAAAGACUGGUUGGUUCCUAAAUAUGAUUAUCUAAUUAAAUAUUACUGAGCAGGAAAGAGAAAUACAGUAGCUUAAACAUCUGAAGUAGUGAAUAAUUUAGAGUCUGAAAAAGAAAAAAAAAUGUACUCUCUUCAAUCCCUAGAACUCCACAACUUUUAAAAGAUCAGGCAAUAAAGAGAAACCCACUCGGUGCCCGCCCUGCACAGAGAACUGCGGGCCCAAGAUUCCGCAAAUACAAGUUUCUGUUUAUACCAGUGAAGAUCUGCGGUGUAGCUUAGAACAUCCACAUGCCAUUUUGCUUGGUGUGGAGAGUUAUCAGGAGAGAAUCAUUUAUCCUGUUCUACAAACAAUUAAACAAAUGUCGUCUUUUAUAUUUAUUUCUUGCCCAAAACACAGCCACUUUCAGCCUCCUGUGUACAGCAAUCCAGAGACAUUUUUGUAGGGCUUCUGCUUAGAGCUUUGGGAAGGGCACAGUCUAAGCAAGUUCCUUAUUGCUUUUAUAUAUGCAAACCGUCACCACAUUUGGUGCAGACUUGAGGGGUAAUUGCAUUGAAAGGAGCUUCCGAGUUGGUGAAUCUGCAUGAUGAUUACUGCUGGCAGGAAGCUUUUGGGGACACUUUUGUUUAGAGACUCUCUCACCCUUCUAACUCUGGAGAAUGAAUAUAGAGAAGCCACUGUACAAAGCGAGAGGGGUGUGUAUUUGAACUGUAAGCAAAGGGCAUGUAUUCUAUUUGCAUUGAAAACAGUGUCCACAUCUUUGCCAAAGGCACUGAAUUUUACCGUUUUUUAUUAUUUGCUCAUGGCCAGCACUUCCUCAGUAAACCAGUGUCACAAUCCAUUUUGUUAUUUUUCCUACAGACAAGUCCGUCUUCUGUACUGUAAAAUGAUGCCUGCAAAUUUGUGGUGAAUAUUAUUCCCAAGUUUCACAGUGACAUAAGUAAAUAAAAUGAUUAUUGAACAAA
Cavia porcellus (domestic guinea pig) is the source of this 9154-nucleotide messenger RNA. It is a transcript of the gene Chrm3, whose product is annotated as cholinergic receptor muscarinic 3. The transcript is spliced from 2 exons. Gene Ontology annotation, cellular component: plasma membrane; synapse; dendrite. The record is from RefSeq and is a predicted model, not a curated record. Gene Ontology annotation, molecular function: G protein-coupled serotonin receptor activity; G protein-coupled acetylcholine receptor activity. Gene Ontology annotation, biological process: regulation of vascular associated smooth muscle contraction; chemical synaptic transmission; saliva secretion. The coding region runs from base 894 to 2666 and encodes 590 amino acids. NCBI's taxonomy places the organism in Eukaryota, Metazoa, Chordata, Mammalia, Rodentia, Caviidae.